Molecule: messenger RNA, 1167 nt
Organism: Closterium sp. NIES-65
Lineage: Eukaryota; Viridiplantae; Streptophyta; Zygnematophyceae; Desmidiales; Closteriaceae
Source: the annotation of a GenBank genome assembly
AUGGACGUGGAGAUGGACGUGGACGUGGACGUGGACGUGGACGUGGAGGUGGACGUGGACGUGGACGUGGACGUGGAGGUGGAGGUGGACGUGGAGGUGGACGUGGAGGUGGACGUGGACGUGGACGUGGACGUGGACGUGGACCUGGACGUGGACGUGGACGUGGACGUGGACGUGGACGUGGACGUGGAGAUGGACGUGGAAGUGGACGUGGACGUGGACGUGGACGUGGAGGUGGACGUGGACGUGGAGGUGGACGUGGACAUGGAGGUGGACGUGGACGUGGAGGUGGACGUGGAGGUGGACGUGGACGUGGAGGUGGACGUGGACGUGGACGUGGACGUGGACGUGGUCGUGGACAUGGUCGUGGACGUGGACGUGGACGUGGACGUGGACAUGGACGUGGACGUGGACGUGGACAUGGACGUGGACGUGGACGUGGACGUGGACGUGGACGUGGACAGGGACGUGGACAGGGACGUGGACGUGGACGUGGACAUGGACGUGGACGUGGACAGGGACGUGGACAGGGACGUGGACGUGGACGUGGACGUGGACGUAGACGUGGACGUGGACGUGGACGUGGACAUGGACGUGGACAUGGACGUGGACGAGGACGUGGACGUGGACGUGGACAUGGUCGUGGACGUGGACGUGGACGUGGACAUGGACGUGGACGUGGACGUGGACGUGGACGUGGACGUGGACGUGGACUUGGACAUGGACGUGGACGUGGACGUGAACGUGGACGUGGACAUGGGCGUGGACGACGUGGACAUGGACAUGGACGUGGACAUGGACGUGGACAUGGACGUGGACGUGGACGUGGACGUGGACGUGGACCUGGACGUGGACGUGGACGUGGACGUGGACGUGGACGUGGACGUGGACGUGGACGUGGACGCGUGGACGUGGACGUGGUCGUGGACGUGGACGUGGACGUGGACAUGGACGUGGACGUGGACGUGGACGUGGACAUGGACGUGGACCUGGACGUGGACGUGGACGUGGACGUGGACAUGGACGUGGACGUGGACAUGGACAUGGACGUGGACGUGGACGUGGACGUGGAUAUGGACAUGGACGUGGACGUGGACGUGGACGUGGACGUGGACGUGGACGAGGACGUGGACGUGGACGUGGACGUUGACGUGGACAUCGACGUGA